AAGUGUUACUGUGUUAGUGUAGUGAUGGCGGGCGAGGAGGGAGGGAGCUCGGGCCCUGCUGCAUCACACGGCCACGUCUCUGAUGAUGACUUAGACUGGAUCACUCUCAGGAAUGACAUCAACGCUAUCCAGGUCAACGCAUAUGAAUCACCCGGAAAUAAGUUCUGGAAGAAAUUUCAAGAAAACCCAUUAGUACCAGUUGGAUGUGGAUUAACAACAGCUGCCCUCUGCAUUGGGUUGAGGAGUUUAAGUACUGGUCAACGCAAAACUUCCCAGGCUAUGAUGAGGUUCCGGGUUUUAGCACAGGGCUUUACUGUCGUUGCUCUGAUGCUAGGUGUUUUAAAGACAUCAAUGCAUUAAUUGGCAUUAGUACAACCAUUUGAAUAUACUCUCACCAAAAUUUUUCAGUUAAAUUAACAAAUCUGAUAUGAGGACUAACAGGUCUCAGAAGUGGUUGUACUGUAUUAUUUUAUAUAGUGGAAAAUUAAUGAUUUAGACUAGACAAAUUUGUAGUUUAUAUUAUUCACAUUGGUCAUUUGUAGUUCACUUGCAGCAGCAUAAUGUUCACCUGUGUAUUUAUUUUGUAAUGCCUUAAUUAAAGCUCAUGUGUACAAUAAAUUACAGCAAAUACAAGCUGUUCUUACUGGAUAUCCAGUAACUACUGUAUAUCCUACUGUAUAUCCUACUGGAUAUCCAGUAGCCUCGGUAUUAUUCAAAAUGAAGUGUGUUUAAUUUUAGGAAUAAAGACUUGUACAGUAUA
This is a messenger RNA of Procambarus clarkii (red swamp crayfish), 760 nucleotides long. The record is from RefSeq and is a predicted model, not a curated record. NCBI's taxonomy places the organism in Eukaryota, Metazoa, Arthropoda, Malacostraca, Decapoda, Cambaridae.